AAACAGGCCCCCUCCCCGCCACGCGCGCACCUACGUCGUUUCUUCCGAUUCUCUCCUCUUGUAGAUCUGAUCUUUUAUCUUCACUUACCUUCCUCGCCAUCCAAGCUACUUCGCUUACACACACCUUUCACCAACAACUCAACCCACCCACAACCUUCGCAAUGGCUCCCAAGACUGCUACCAAGGCUAAGCCCGCCCACGGCUCUUACCAGGACAUGAUCACUGAUGCCAUCAUCAACCUUAAGGACCGCAACGGCUCCAGCCGUCAGUCCCUCAAGAAGUAUGUCAAGGCCAACAACACUUUGGCUGUUACCGACAAGAUGUUCGACUCUCUCUUCAACAAGGCCUUGAAGACUGGUGUUGACAAGGGCGCCUUUGCUCAGCCCAAGGGUCCCUCUGGUGGCACCAAGCUCGCCAAGAAGCCUGCUGCUGCUCCCAAGAAGGCCGCUGCCCCUAAGAAGGCUGCCCCCGCUAAGAAGGCCGCUCCCAAGAAGGCUGCUGUCAAGAAGACCACUGCCACCACUGCUAAGAAGGCCGCUCCCGCCAAGAAGGUUGCUGCUCCCGCUGCUAAGAAGGCCGCCGCUCCCAAGAAGGCUGCUGCUCCUAAGAAGGCCGCUGCCCCCAAGAAGGCUGCCGCUAAGCCCGCUGCUUCCAAGACCAAGACUGGGCGUGUCACCAAGAAGGCCGCUCCCAAGAAGACUGCUUCUCCCAAGAAGGCUGCUGCUAAGAAGGCUUAAGUGUCUCUUUCCAGUAAUGUGCUUCUAAUGUCUUGGUUUUAACGAAAUGGAUUGGCGUUUAUGGGCUUUUGUGUUAAUAUUUGUUUUGAAUUACCUGAUCGGACUCACCCAAGGGCGAGUCUCGGAAUUUUGGUUUUGUCGUUUUAUGGGGAGGGUAGCGUCGCGGGUGUCUUGUUUUGAAAAUGCGCGCUCGCGUCCGUUGUCUACUGCGAAGCGCACUAGACUUGUCGCAUACCUUUUGCAAUGUAUUUGGGGAAAUGGAGUUGCCGGUUGGUGCCACGGCUUGCAAAUCUCUUUUUUUUUAUUUCUUUUGGUUUUGCAAGUCGAUGGGCUCUUUUGCUCACCCUGUAUGAUAACGCAUAAUGAGCUUGCGGGCGACUAAUUUGUCCUUGAGAAUAAAACAGAAAGUUUCUUG
Messenger RNA from [Torrubiella] hemipterigena, 1152 nucleotides. NCBI's taxonomy places the organism in Eukaryota, Fungi, Ascomycota, Sordariomycetes, Hypocreales, Clavicipitaceae. The record is from the annotation of a GenBank genome assembly.